AUGGAGGGCCCCGCGAAGCCCAAGCUACCAGACGCGUACGCGGACCUCGAAGUGAGCCCAGCAGCCUCUAGUGCCGAGAUCAAGACCGCCUUCCACCGCCUCGCUCUCCUCCACCAUCCCGACAAGAAGGCGCCAGGCGAAGCUGUCGAUGCAGCCGACUUCCGACGAAUCCAAGAAGCCUACGACAUCCUGAGGGAUUCGAAAGGCAAAGCGCGCUAUGAUCAGUCUUAUAGCAGUAUACGGACACAAUGGGACACCUACAGGAGGGAACAUGCCGAAUACAUGCGGAACCCGAAUGCAUGGCGGCAGAAGCAAUCCGCAGAGAGGAUACGUGCUCAGGCCGAAUCGGAUCGCCGUGCGGCGGCCAUGCGACGGGCGGCGCAGGAGCAAGCGUGGGCAGAGGCAGAGGCAUUCUACGAGGACGAAUACGAGUACGAGUACGACGACGAUAGUGAUUACGAAUACUACUCUGGCGGCUAUGGCCCUAGCUUUGGAGGUGGCCGCUUCGGUGGUGGCUUUGAAGGCUUUGACAGCUACGACCCGGAGGAAAUUCUCUUGGCAGAGUUACUCCGACGGCGCGAGAACUUCGAAGCUGCGGCUAGACGUAAUGCUGAAGAGAGGGCCAGGAAAUCGGCAAUCGAAGACAUCAACAAGCAAUGUAUCGAGCGACUAAAGAAGGCGGCUGCGGCUCGACAAGCAGAAGAUGAUGGUAUACGUAUCGUCGACCCAGAAAAGAAGCGCGCCAUGGCGCAAUUAUGGGUCAUCAGCUUGCAACGCGAUUAUGAUUCUGAACUCCGGAAGGCUGGGUUACGUCCCGACGACGACUCCGUUAUGGAUCUAGGGUGGGAACGGAAGAAGGGGAGACAAACUUGCCUGUUUUGCGCUGCUCACGUACAGGAAUACAGUUAUCGCUGUCCAAGUGGCGGAGCUGUUGCCUGCCGGGGUUGUAAGAAGAAGAUCGAAGCGUCAUCCCCAAUUCACCCGUUCAAUUUUCACGGCACUGGCGUGGCGCCAAAGAAGGGGAAGGGAAAAAAAGGCAAGGGCGGAAAGAAGCCUCAGACGACUAAACGCCACUCUGAUCCGGAAGGAUCCGACUCGGUCGAGCGAGACCAGGACGAGGAGCAAACCAAUGGAGAUGAGGCAGAGCAACCACACAACGCGGAAGAGGAGGCCGCAAAGCGGGUAGCGGAAGAGCUUGCACGUAAGCAGGAAGCCGAGCGACAGAAACAGGAGCGCAAAGCCGAGGCGGCGCGACGGAAAGCAGAACGUGAAGAACAGGCCAAGCUCGCGCGAGAAGCUGCAGAGAAGGCUGCGCAGGAGAAGGCUGCGAAAGAGAAAGCUGAAGCGGCGAAAGCUGCACGAGAGCUCGCAGCUGCGCAGGAAGCUGCCCGGCUAGUAGCGGGUAAGAAGAAGGAAGCUCGUGAGCAGGAAGCUAGGGAGAAGAAGGCAGCUCGGAAGAAGGCCGCAAAGGAAAGGGCCGCUCUAGAGAAGGCGGCACAAAAGAAAGUCGUUGAGGAGAAGACCCCAGGUGAACACGAAGUCCAAGAACAGAACGGCUCCGAGCAGGACGUUCAGAAAGCUCGUGAGGUUGCCGAAGAAGAGGCAACUCGAAAGGCUGAAAAAGAAGCGAAAGCAAAGACUAAGCGUGAGGCAAGGGAGCGUGCUGCGCUCGAGGCGAAGGAGCGUGAGACACAAGAAGCUGAAGAAUACGCAGCACACGAGGCUCAAGAGCGCGCGGAACGUGAAGCCAAAGAACGAGAGGCCGAGGUACUCGCAGCACAAGAGGCCAACUUUCGCGCCGAACUGGAAGCAAAAGAGACCGCAGAGCGCGAAGCCAGGGAAAUGUUAGAGCGCGUGGCUAGAGAGACAGUGGAGCGUGUUACUAGGGAGACUAUAGAACGUGUCACCAAGGAGACGGUCGAGCGUCUAAACAGGGAAAUGGCAGAGCGUGACGCAAAGGCUGCUGCAGAACAACAAGCCCAAACCUUCGCAGAAGCAGGCAAUGCGAACGGGUACGAGAACGUAGAGCAGGUGUCGGAACCCUCCUUAACGAACACGCCGCCCGUCGAGCCCUUGGUCGCCACCGAUUCAGCAAUUUCCAAGAAGACCAAGAAGAAAGCGACUCGUCCACCAGCCACCUGCUACACCUGUAACGAGCAAGGCCAUUUCGCCCGCGACUGUUCCAUGAAGCCUGUCGAAGCCACCGCCGAUAAUAAACCCCAACCUCACGCUGGUACAGGGCCUGCGCCGAAGAUUGAGGUGACUAGUAAACCGCCGCCACCAACACCUGCACCCGCAAAGGUUGUGGUCAAGCUUCCGGUCCCUCGUAAAUCCAAGGCAAAAGAGGUUACGAACAACACCACUCCUGUGACCCGCGAGACCACUGCACCUUCCAUGGACGCCGCGGCUCCUCAAAAGCCUGCUAAACCAAUCAGAGCGCCAAAGAAGAAAGCUUUACGUCCAGCGCCUCCGGGGGGCCAAGGUGUCAAUAGCGUCCCUACUUUGAUUGAUCAACCCUCCAUUCUGCCUCCCACCAACGGUACCUCAAACGUGUCUUUUUCCGAGCAGACAAGCAAGCCAGCCAAGAAGCCGAAGGUGAAAGGCCCAUUGGCUUGCUAUGUGUGCAAAGAGGUAGGACACAAAGCGAAGGACUGUCCUGCGAAGAGUGAAGGACACAUGUUCAAUGUCGUCAAUUACUGGUAG
This is a messenger RNA of Alternaria novae-zelandiae, 2703 nucleotides long. RefSeq lists its product as uncharacterized. The transcript has a single exon. NCBI's taxonomy places the organism in Eukaryota, Fungi, Ascomycota, Dothideomycetes, Pleosporales, Pleosporaceae. The record is from RefSeq and is a predicted model, not a curated record. Gene Ontology annotation, molecular function: nucleic acid binding; zinc ion binding. Bases 1 to 2703 code for a protein of 900 amino acids.